This is a messenger RNA of Procambarus clarkii (red swamp crayfish), 628 nucleotides long. NCBI's taxonomy places the organism in Eukaryota, Metazoa, Arthropoda, Malacostraca, Decapoda, Cambaridae. The record is from RefSeq and is a predicted model, not a curated record.
AUGAACAAGACAGAUAGUACGUGGCGAGCAGUACACAUCAACAAGCCAGAGAGUACAUGGCGAGCAGAACACACGAACAAGCCAGAUAGUACAUGUCGAGCAGAACACAUGAACAAACCAGAUAGUACAUGGCAAGCAGAACACAUGAACAAGCCAGAUAGUACCUGCCAGAUAAUAUGUGGCAAGGCCGAACAUAUGAGCAAGCUAGAUAGUAUAUUGCAAGCAGAACACAUGAACAAGCCAGAUUGUACGUGGCGAACAGAACACAUCAACAAUCCAGAUAGUAUGUGGCGAGCAGAACACAUCAACAAGCCAAUUAAACACAUGAACAAGCCAGAUAGAACGUGGCAAGCAGAACAUUUGAACAAGCUAGAUAAUACAUGGCAAGCAGAACACAUGAACAAGCCACAUAGUACGUGGCAAGCAGAACACAUGAACAAGCCACAUAGUACGUGGCAAGCAGAACACAUGAACAAGCCACAUAGUACGUGGCAAGCAGAACACAUGAACAAGCCACAUAGUACGUGGCAAGCAGAACACAUGAACAAGCCACAUAGUACGUGGCAAGCAGAACACAUGAACAAGCCACAUAGUACGUGGCAAGCAGAACACAUGAACAAGCCAGAUA